This is a messenger RNA of Panonychus citri (citrus red mite), 2436 nucleotides long. Its product is annotated as branchpoint-bridging protein-like. The record is from RefSeq and is a predicted model, not a curated record. Gene Ontology annotation, molecular function: mRNA binding. NCBI's taxonomy places the organism in Eukaryota, Metazoa, Arthropoda, Arachnida, Trombidiformes, Tetranychidae. Gene Ontology annotation, biological process: regulation of alternative mRNA splicing, via spliceosome. The transcript is spliced from 4 exons. Gene Ontology annotation, cellular component: nucleus. Bases 915 to 2249 code for a protein of 444 amino acids.
AUUAAGCAACAUAAGUUAACUUGAAUCACUUGAAUCAUUGAUAAUCAUUAACAAUCAACAUGGAAACACUGAAAAUGAAAACAUGGUGAUUAUUGUUAUUUUUGUGACUUAAUAAUCAACUUUUUCAUUUAAAUCAGCAAUUAACUUUUGCCCCAUUCAACACCAAUGGAUAAGGAUAUCUGAUUUUCAACAUUUAUCAUUAAUUUAAUUGUUCUGGUGGUUAAUGAAUAUUCAUAAAUAUACAAUUUAUCAUUUACCUCUAUUGGUUAGUUAAUAUUAAAAUUGAUUGUGUCUCUCUCACUUUUUGUCUGUCUUUGAUUGUGAUUAUGGAUCAACACAAUUGGACAAUCAAAAGUAAUGCUGAUUAAGUUUUAAAGGUAAGUGAUUAACCAAAUAUCAACUAAUUGAUUUGUUUCAUCAUCAUUAUGGUGACAAUUAUGAUAAGAUAAAUGAUUAGAAUUGUGAAUGUUUCAAGUUAAUCAAUGAACUUUUUUUUUCUCUUGAUUUUGCUUGAACAAAUGAAGAAACAAUUUGAUUACAAUCAAAUUGACUCUCAAUGUUUUCAUGAUGAUUUAACUCAAUUGAACCAUGAUGAUGGUGAUGAUCAUGUUGAUGAUAAGUUUUCCAUGAUUAUUUUUAUCAUUUGAUGGUUUUUUUUUGUUCAUCAGGAGGGAAAAUCAUUAUUCAGUUGAAUAGAGGGCGAGGAGGAGGUUAGGUGGCGGUGGAAAAAUAUAACAAGAGGAGGAGGCGAAAAAAAUAGAGGAGAAAAGUCGAAGAAGAGGAAAAAAGGUUCAAUUCGAAGAAGAGAAAAUUCAAAGUUCAUUUAGAACUUUAAUUCUGAACAAUAAUAAGAAAAUAAUAACCAAAGAAGAGAAAGAGAGAGAGAGAAAAAAAUAAUCGAACAAGAUAAUCGGAUGAUCGAUAAUAAUUCUAAAAGUUCGAGUGGUUCAUUUUCUGAACAUUUAUCCUCGAUAACUAACAACAAGAAUAAUAAUAGCAGCGAUAUUAAUCAUCAUGAUCAUGAUCAAUUUACAUUUAAUAAUGUAUCAUGUUCAUCAACAAUUAACUGUAACAAUCAAAAUCUACCAACAACAACAUUACUUGAGCUUCACAAGGGUCGACCAAUUAAGAUAACAAUUAAGGUUAUCGUACCAGUUAAAGAUCAUCCAAAUUAUAAUUUCAUAGGGAAACUUUUAGGACCCAAAGGUAACUCAUUGAAAUGGUUACAGGAAGAGACUCAGACCAAGAUGGCGAUUCUGGGUAAAGGGUCAAUGAGAGAUAAGAAAAAGGAGGAAGAACUGACCAGCUCAGGUAAUCCAAAGUAUCUUCACCUGAAAGAGGAUCUUCAUGUUGAGAUUAGUACCUUUGCCCCUCCGGCUGAGGCUUAUACUCGAAUGGGUCACGCCCUGAAUCAAGUUCAACGUUUCCUGGUCCCUGAUUAUUAUGAUGAUAUUAGGCAACAACAGCUGAGAGAAUUGGGAGUGUUAAAUGUAACUCGAAGUGGUUCAAAGGGUGAAAAUGAAAUUGAUUCAAUGACCACUGGUCAUCAUCACCUUUACCAUCAUCAUCAUGUUCAUGGUGAUAAAUUGAUGGUGAACGAUGAUGAUCAGAUUUUUGAUGAAUCAAAUGGUUCAAUUGGUACAUCAAAAUCUAAUGGACUUUGUAGUAACACCCAAACUCAACCAACACCCAAUUCACCAACAGCAACAACAACACCAUCAACCAUUGGAUCAAAUAAUUUAAAUAAUCAUUCACAUGCUCAUCAUAAUCUAUAUCAUCUUCCUCAUCAUCCUUAUCGCCAUCAUCAUCUUUCCUGUACUGAUAUGAGUCCUCAUCAUUUUCACAAUCAUCAUCCCUCUCACUCUCAACAUCCUCCUUAUCUUCAUCUUUAUCCUCAUCAUCACCAUGCUGGUUUUCAGACAAAAUGUUCACAUUGUCCAAUCGCUAAAACAAUCAUCUCAUCAACAUCUCCAACACUUUCAUCAUCAUCAACUUCAUCCUCAAUCACAGCUCUAACAACGGGAGGAGGAGGUAAAACAAAGUCAUCAUCAUCAUCAUCGGAAACAUCACCAUUAAUUAACAAUGAUUAUGAUUUAAUCACAAAGGAUUGUAGUUGUCCUCAUGUUGAACUUGAAAAUUCAGAUGAAACAUGGAAUCCAAAAAGGACCCAUUGUAAAGUUAAUCGUAAUAAUCAAUGUCGACAAUCAAAUUUACCUUAUAUUACAAAACGUAAUUUCAAUCGCUGUUGAAUGGACAGUUAAACGGAAUUGGAAAAAAAACUAGAUUUAAUUAUCGAAAUUGUAUUAAUAUCUCUAAUUAUUCUUACUGGUCUGGUGAAUAUCAAUACAAAUUGUUUAUCUCCAUUCAUUAAAAUACUACUGAUAAUAUCACUUAAUUGUUUUAAUCAUUAAUUUCUCAUGAAACUUCAUUCACAAC